AUGCCGGCGGGAUUAUCGGGAUCCAGCCCGUCUCCUAGUCCAGUGGAGCACAGCUUAAUUCCAAACGAGGAGAAGCGGGAGGCCGAUGGCGACUGCAGUGGCAGCGAUGAUGACGUGGAAAGCGUGGAGGAUGACGUGUAUGUCGGUCACCGCCAUAAACAGUCUCGUCGUUCGAUCCUUUCGGGACGGCUCGGGACGUUCGCUGCGAUGGUCAUGGCCGUCGCGUUCUUCUCAGUGGUCCUGGGGUUCGCCCUCGCCAUCUUCCUCACGUCCCACUCGCACGCCUCCUGCUCCUCCGCAUUUGACGGGGGCGGGGGCCCUCCGCCCUCCCCCACAGGCGCGCUGGACGGGCAGCCCACGGUGAUCCUCGUGUCGUUUGACGGGUUCAGACACGGGUACCACCUGAAAGCUGACACACCGAAUUUGAAUAGGCAUGGGAGGGCAGGCAUGGGAGGGCAGGCAUGGGAGGGCAGGCAUGGGAGGGCACGCAUGGGAGGGCACGCAUGGGAGGGCAGGCAUGGGAGGGCACGCAUGGGAGGUCGUAUGUGGGCGUGUGCGCAAGGAAGGGCACGCAUGGGAGGGCACGCAUGGGAGGGCACGCAUGGGAGGGCAGCACGCAUGGGAGGGCACGCAUGGGAGGGCACGCAUGGGAGGGCAGCCAUGGGGGGCCAGCCCACGGUGAUUGUCGUGUCCUUUGACGGGUUCAGACAUGGGUACCACCUCAAAGCCGACACUCCAAGUCUGAACAGGCACGGUUACCACCUGAAAGCGGACACACCGAAUUUGAACAGGUCGGCGGAAGGUGUGGGAGACAGUCUGGGAGGGCAGCCUACAGAGAUCCUCGUGUCCUCUGAUGGGUUGCGACAUGGGUACCAUCUUAAAGCGGACACAACCCAUCCGCCUACGAUGCUGGCAGAAGGUACAUUCGCAGAGCAUGGCAUGCUGCCCGUCUUUCCCUCGCUCACCUUCCCCUCGCACCACUCCAUGGCAACGGGCCUCCUCCCUGCAUCGCAUGGCAUCAUCGCCAACAAGUUCCGCCUCCCCUCCAACCACAGCGACGUGUUCUCACCAGGGAAUGUCGACCCCAGAUGGUGGCUGGGCGAACCCAUCUGGACCACUGUGAACCGGCAGGUGAGGGGGUGGGGAGGGCAGGGGGAAAGGUCAGGGGUGUGGGGAAUCAACACCAACAAGCUCCACAACCCCUCCAACCACAGCGACGUGUUCUCGCCUGGGAAUGUUGAACCCAGAUGGUGGCUGGGCGAACCCAUCUGGACCACCGUGAACCGGCAGGUAAGGGGAAGGGGAAGGGCGUUGAAGAGGGAUGAAACAGGAGAGGGAAAGGCAAGGGUGAACCGGCAGGUGAGGGGAAGGGGAAGGGCGUUGAAGAAGGGAGCAACAGGAGAGGGAGAUGUGAGGGGGUUGAAGGGGGUUCGGACCAGCCUUCCCUCCUUCCUCUCACUUUUCCUCCCCUCCCCUCUUCCCCCAUUCCACAUUGCCUCCUUCUCUCCUUCCUCCCUUCCCCAAUGCCCCUUCUCCCCUUCCCCCCUUUCACCCGUCUCCCCUUCCCUUUUUCCCCUUUUUCCCCCUUUCCCCUUCGCCCAUCCCCCCUUCUUCCCCUCUCCCCUGUCGGCCUUUCGCUUUCUGCUUUUCUGGUUGUUACUUUUGCAGGGCUUGCAGGCGGCAACAGUGUUUUGGCCGGGUUCUGACGUGUCGCGACCUGAUUGGCCGUGCCCGUCAGACUACUGCCUGCAAUACAACGAGUCGAUGCCAUUUGAACAGCGAGUGGACCAGGUGCUGGCAUGGCUGGACCUGCCUGCGCCCCUCCGCCCCUCCUUCCUCUCACUCUACUUGGAGGAGCCAGACGAGAGUGGGCACCUGGGAGGCCCGGACACGCCUCUGGUUGCUGCUGCUGUGAAGCGGGUCGAUGGCAUGCUAGGGCGCCUCUUGACAGGGCUUGAUCAGAGGAGCAUGACCAACGAUGUGAAUCUGCUGCUAGUGAGCGACCAUGGCAUGCUGGCCACAUGCAAAUCGCGAGUCAUCUCCCUGGAGCAGUUCGAGCCGUUCAUCCCCGGCCUCUCCCCCGCUUGGAUCGACUUCAGCUACCCGCUUCUCGGCAUCUUCCUCCCGCAAACAGACGCGCAACGCCGCCCGGGGUCUGCCGGCCAGGACUUUCGGAUGGAUGCGGCAGCAGUCGUGGGGGCUAUGAGGAGGGCGAUUGAAGGGGGGGGCAUUGUGAAUGGAGAGGCGCUGAAGGUGUAUUUGAGGGAGGAGUUUCCUGCGGAGUUUGAGUUUUCGGGAAGCGACAGAAUACCAGCUAUCUUGGCGCUGGCAGAUGAGGGCUACUCGGUGGUAUACCACCACUCGUCAGCAUGGGAUGGGGGCAUGCACGGCUACGACAACCGCCUUCCCUCCAUGCGCUCCAUCUUCAUGGCCCGAGGGCCGCGCUUCGCCUCCCACCGCAGAAUACCCACCUUCAGGAACACAGAGCUGUACAAUGUGAUUAGAAGCAUCUUGGAGAUUGAGCCUGCACCCAACAAUGGAUUCUUUAUUUCUCUUUCCUUCAUCUCUCUCUACCCAUCUUACUGCCCCAUGCAGCUGUACAAUGUGAUAACAAGCAUCUUGGAGAUUCAGCCUGCAUCCAACAAUGGGUCCUCGUCUUUUCCAGACACUAUACUAGUCUAA
Messenger RNA from Closterium sp. NIES-65, 2682 nucleotides. The record is from the annotation of a GenBank genome assembly. NCBI's taxonomy places the organism in Eukaryota, Viridiplantae, Streptophyta, Zygnematophyceae, Desmidiales, Closteriaceae.